AUGUUUUCUUUUAAUAUUAUUUGCUUUCAUUUUCAUUUCUUUGUUACAUUUUAUUAUUUCUUUUCUUCAUUUAUUUUCCUAAUGUUUCUCACUCUUCUUUGUUAUUCUUUCAUUCUCUCUAUUUCUGAUGUAUAUAUCUUUCUUGCCUUCCCUUUUUCUAACUCUCUCUAUUCUUUCUUUUUCUUCUCUUUACUUUUUUCUUCUUUUAUUUUCUCUUUUUUUCAAUCUCCCACUUCAUCACUUUUUUCUUCCUUUCCAUUCUUCAUGCUCAGUAUUAUCUCCUUUCCUUCCUCCAUUUGUUUAGAUUUCUUCUUUCUUAUCUCCUUUGUAUCUUUCUGCUUUUCCUUCUCUUUUUCCCUCUUUACUUGCUUUUUCCACCUUCAUCUUUUGAGUCUUCUUCUGAGUUUUUUUCUUCUUUGUUCUCCUCUGAGUCUUUUUCUUCUUUGUUCUCUACUGAGUCUUUUUCUUUUUAGCUCUCCUCUGAGUCCUUUUCUUCUUCUGAGUCUUGCGUUCUUUCUUUCUUUCUUUCUUUCUUUAUUUAUUUAUUUAUUUAUUUAUCUAUUUUUCUUUCUUUUUACUUUUUAUUUUUUCUUUCUUUUUACUCUCUUUAUUUUUUUAUGUCUUUCUUUCUUUCUUUUCUUUAUCUCUCUCUCUCUCUCUCUCUCUUUCUCCUCUGAGUCCUUUUCUUCUUCUUCUGAGUCUUUCUUUCUUUCUUUAUUUAUCUAUUUUUCUUUCUUUUUAAUCUCUUUAUUUUUUCUUUCUUUCUUUAUCUCUCUCUCUCUGUUUUGA
Molecule: messenger RNA, 789 nt
Organism: Acanthosepion pharaonis
Lineage: Eukaryota; Metazoa; Mollusca; Cephalopoda; Sepiida; Sepiidae
Source: the annotation of a GenBank genome assembly